This is a messenger RNA of Pseudogymnoascus verrucosus, 895 nucleotides long. RefSeq lists its product as uncharacterized. The transcript is spliced from 4 exons. Gene Ontology annotation, molecular function: hydrolase activity. Lineage: Eukaryota; Fungi; Ascomycota; Leotiomycetes; Thelebolales; Thelebolaceae. Bases 1 to 720 code for a protein of 239 amino acids. The record is from RefSeq and is a predicted model, not a curated record.
AUGAAGGCCUCUUUCGCACUCUCGUCCUUGGCGGUUUUCGCCAGCUCUCUCGUGUCUGCAGCACCACAACAUCCUUGCCGCGCUGACAAGCCGGCAGCAUUCUUCUUAGCUGGCGAUUCUACCACAGCUAACGGCGCCAUUGGCACCAACUUCGGCGACAGUGGCGCGACAACCGCAUCUUUUGUUGCAGAAGGAUACUGGGCAAAAGUCAUCGCCGCAGUGAACGCAAACAAGGCGAAGUACACGCCUUAUGUCACAAUCCAGUUCGGCCAUAAUGACCAGAAGUCCACCUCCGGCAUCUCAGUGGCCCAGUUCAUCACCAACAUGGAGAACUUGGGCAAAGCCGUCCAGGCCGCAGGCGGCAUUCCCGUCAUCACGACCUCCCUAACCCGACGCACCUUCGACUCCAACGGUGUGAUUGAGAACCUAGCUGAGCACUCUGCCGCCGCCAUCACGGCCGCGGGCAACAUCGGCGCCGUGUAUAUCGACCUCAACAAGGCGAGCACGGCGUACGUCAACGCCAUUGGCAAGGCCAACGCGGCGCUCUACAACCUCAGCGCGAGCGACUACACUCACUUGAACACGGCUGGCGGCGUGGUGUUUGGGAACUUGGUGAGUGUGCUGCUUAACGGAUUGGAUAAGGCGGACAUCACAGAGGGGACUGUGCCUGAUGCUGACAUCGCGGCGGCAAUUGCGGCGGGAGAGUUUAUCUUGCCAUAGGGGGUUCAGUGGCGAUGGAAUAAUCGGUUUGUGAGAGACAGAAGGGUUUCUAUUGGCGAUAGUAUAUAUUUUGGACGAUAUUAUGGCACAUAUAAAACACACCUUUGGGCUUGAGCCUUUUUGCAACCUACCAUAACUUAGUAUCGUAGCUAGGCCACAGAAACAGCGAUUCUCU